Molecule: messenger RNA, 976 nt
Organism: Helianthus annuus (common sunflower)
Lineage: Eukaryota; Viridiplantae; Streptophyta; Magnoliopsida; Asterales; Asteraceae
Product: prostamide/prostaglandin F synthase
Exons: 7
Coding region: 65-814 (249 amino acids)
Molecular function (GO): antioxidant activity
Source: RefSeq, a predicted model, not a curated record
ACUAGACGAUUUAGUGAGAUUAGUCUUCCCUCUAUUCUCACAAAUUUCUUAAACCUCCAUAACAAUGGCGAUAAACAUAUCUUCAUCAACCUUCACACCAUCAUUCUCUCACUUCUCCUCAACUCCUCCCUUCAAAUCUCCAUCGUCUCUAUCUCUCUUAUCCCCUACCACCAUACGUCCCCUUGGUUUCACUUCAAACCGAACCGUUGUUGUCACAAAAGCUUCUUCCACUGCUACUUUCUCACCUGAAGUAACUGAUCUACUUGGUGAGAUUAACAUUUUCACGGCUUCUGGAGAUUCCGUCGCGUUCAACGACCUCUGGGAUCAAUCUGAGGGGAUUGCUGUUGUUGCUCUUUUGAGGCACUUUGGAUGCCCUUGCUGUUGGGAACUCGCGUCGACGCUUAAAGAAUCUAAAGCAAGAUUUGAAGCUGCUGGUGUGAAGCUAAUUGCUAUUGGUAUCGGUGAACCUAAGAAAGCCCGCAUCCUUGCUGAAAGGUUACCAUUUCCAUUGGAUAACCUCUAUGCAGAUCCUGAACGAAAGGCAUAUAAAAUCUUGGGUUUGUAUUAUGGCAUUGGACGGACAUUUUUCAACCCGGCCAGUGCGAAGGUGUUAUCAAGAUCAAGAUUUGAGGCUUUGAAAAAAGCUGUAGAGAAUUACACGCUUGAAGCGACACCAGAUGAUAGAGCGAGUGUCUUGCAGCAGGGAGGGAUGUUUGUGUUUAAAGGUAAAGAGUUGUUAUAUGCAUGGAAAGACGAAGGCACAGGCGAUCAUGCUCCUUUAGAUGACAUUUUCAACAUAUGUUGCAAUGCAUGAACAACAAAUCAUUAGUAAAGUAUGUGGGUAAACAUGAUUAGUUUGACUCAAGUCAAAGAUAUAAUUAUAGAGAAGGUUGACCAGUUCGGUCAACAAUUUCAGAAAUCUAACACAUUACACAUGCACCGAAUUGAAUGAUAUACAAAUUCUAAUAUUCAGUCA